AUGUCGGGUGAGGGUUUGAAGAGGACACUAGCUGCUAUUCCCCUUCUCAAGACAAGGGCUGGUCCACGAGAUGGAGAUGAUUGGGUUACACGUUUAAAGGAGGAAUAUACUUCUUUAAUAAAAUAUGUGGAACAUAAUAAGGAAAAUGACAAUCAUUGGUUCCAAAUUGAAUCCAACUCAAAUGGGACGAGGUGGACAGGAAAAUGUUGGUAUAUUCAUGAAAUGAGAAAAUAUGAAUUCGAUGUUUGCUUCGAUAUUCCUGUUUCUUAUCCCGCAUCCAACCCAGAGAUAAUGCUACCGGAAUUGGAUGGGAAAACGGCGAAGAUGUAUCGUGGUGGAAAAAUUUGCCUCACUGAUCACUUCAAACCCUUAUGGACUCGAAAUGUCCCCAAAUUUGGUAUUGCACAUGCUCUUGCGCUGGGUCUCGGUCCAUGGCUUGCAGUUGAGAUUCCUGAUUUGAUUAGUAAAGGGUUAAUAAAACAUCCCGAAGAUGAGUGA
Molecule: messenger RNA, 498 nt
Organism: Echinococcus granulosus
Lineage: Eukaryota; Metazoa; Platyhelminthes; Cestoda; Cyclophyllidea; Taeniidae
Product: Ubiquitin-fold modifier-conjugating enzyme
Exons: 2
Coding region: 1-498 (165 amino acids)
Biological process (GO): protein K69-linked ufmylation
Cellular component (GO): cytoplasm
Molecular function (GO): UFM1 conjugating enzyme activity
Source: RefSeq, a predicted model, not a curated record